Molecule: messenger RNA, 1827 nt
Organism: Strongylocentrotus purpuratus (purple sea urchin)
Lineage: Eukaryota; Metazoa; Echinodermata; Echinoidea; Camarodonta; Strongylocentrotidae
Product: aqualysin-1
Exons: 9
Coding region: 95-1252 (385 amino acids)
Biological process (GO): proteolysis
Molecular function (GO): serine-type endopeptidase activity
Source: RefSeq, a predicted model, not a curated record
CCUGCAUAACAUCUUAUACCAAACUCAGAUAUUUCUACAGUGUUGCACUGAUCACCAUUCUUCAUAAUUCGAAUCUUGUCUUGUGAAGCACAUCAUGAUGCAGCAGAUAUUGGUCUUCGUCAUCUUAGUAGUCACCCUCCAGAUGGUAGCAGGAAGGGCUCGACUUGCACCCCUCUACAAAUCAGAAGAUGCCAUCAAAGGGGACUAUAUUGUCGUACUAAAGAAUGACGUGGACCAGGAUGCUAUCUCAGAUUCCCUGAUCCGUACUGCUAGGACCCAGGGCGAAACCUUGAUCGUAAGAAAGAGACUUCGUAAGCUCAUCAACGCGUUCGUCGCGAACCUUCCCGCCAGGGCCCUCCGACUGGUACGCUCCCAUGAAGCAGUGCGUUAUGUUGAGCAGGAUAGUUUGGUAUACGCAGAUACUACUACAUGGGGUUUAGACAGGCUUGAUCAGAGGGACCUACCUCUAGAUGACUCGUACAUGCCAGUCGGUGAUGGUGGAGCUGGAGUGAACGUCUAUGUCCUUGACACUGGUAUCAGGACCACGCAUGAAGAGUUCGAAGACAGGGCUUUCAUUGCUUACGACGCCAUGCAGUACGCCAUCGGGGCGGACGGAGACUGCCGAGGACACGGCACUCAUUGCGCCAGCACCAUUGGGGGAAAGGCGUACGGUGUAGCCCCUAAGGCCAAGCUGUUCUCCGUACGGGUGCUAGGAUGCGAAGGUUCGGGAUCGAAGGGAGGAGUCAUGGCAGGCAUGGAUUGGGUAGCAGAGAAUGGUGAGCGUCCAGCUAUCGUAUCUAUGUCUCUCGGAGGUAGUGGAUCUUAUGCUGAAGAUGAAGUCUUGACAAAUCUCGACGCGUCUGGGGUACUUGUGGUCGUAGCGGCUGGCAACAGCGACUACGAAGCCUGCCGACGAUCGCCAGCGAGGUCACGUGAGGCCCUCACUGUCGGUGCUUCUGAAAUCGACGACGCACGUGCAUACUUUUCUAACUGGGGUGGGUGUGUCGACCUCUUUGCUCCUGGUCGUUACAUCACAGCAGCAUCGUGGCUUGGAGAUGAUCUCUAUCGGUCAAUCAGCGGCACCAGCAUGGCUACGCCCCAUGUUGCAGGAGUUGCAGCCGUUCACCUUGGGGUCAACCCGAAUUAUUCAACGAGAGAACUCCGUGAUAUCAUCAUGAACUCAGCAGCAAGGAAUAAGAUUGGUGACCCCCACGGUGCCCCCGAUCUACUUCUUCAAAUCCCGAGAGCCUAAUUGAUUGAUCAAGAAAUAGAAAAAGCCUUCAAAGCCUUCAAAUCCCAUGUAACUUGAGAAAUACAUGGAUGCUGUGAAAUAACCCCUUCAUGAAAUGAGAGUAGAUUUCAGAUUAAGUACGCAGAUAGACGCAUAAUUUAUAAUAAUAACAAUUAUUAUCACAAUAAGAAAAAUAAUGCGAAAGCAUUGGCACUAUGGAAUCAUGGAUAAAAAUGACAAUGCGCUCUUUUAAUUAAAGCAAGAUAGAGAUACAUCUUACAUGGUACAAUUAAACUAUCAUGAGUUUAUAGUUUGGAGCUUUUGGGAUAUUAAGUAAUUUGAUUAUACACGUAACAGUAACCUUAAAAUAGGCUAGUCCAUGAAUAGCUCGAUAUAUUGUUCACAUACCAUUACAGGUCUACAGCUUUUCGGGGGUUAAAAGGUAGUUCAUUCAUGUUUGUGUGUACUUUGCAGGAUAUCAUGUUUGUGUAAAACGAAUGAACAUUAUAGUGACGUUUGUAUUUAGGACUACCAACACAAUCAAUAAUUGGAUCGCUAUAAAAACUAGCAAAAUAAAUUACAUGUAUAACAAUUCA